This is a messenger RNA of Trachemys scripta elegans, 5312 nucleotides long. RefSeq names its product ubiquitin specific peptidase 48 (gene USP48). Gene Ontology annotation, biological process: protein deubiquitination. Gene Ontology annotation, cellular component: nucleus; cytosol. Gene Ontology annotation, molecular function: cysteine-type deubiquitinase activity; protein binding; cysteine-type endopeptidase activity. Lineage: Eukaryota; Metazoa; Chordata; Testudines; Emydidae. The record is from RefSeq and is a predicted model, not a curated record.
AACUAGGCCCCGCCCCAUGACAGCGCGGGGUCACCAACAGGGAACAGUAGCAGGCCACGCCCCCCGCAGUGCCCUGCGUCUCACGUCGCGGACUGUGUUCGCGCGGUGUGUUCACGUCACCAGUUCACGUGCGGUCGCUUCAUGUCGUCACCGCGUCGGCGCAGCCCCUACCUGGGCCCGAGAGCCAGGAGCCAGGCGCGCAGCCAAGGAGCCGCCCGGCCGGGCUGAGCGGGGCCGCGCACCGGCGGGGGAGGGGCUGCAGCCAGGGGGCGGCCAGUCCGCAGGCGGCGCCCGGCGCGGAGCGGGAUGGCCCCGCGGCUGCAGCUGGAGAAGGCGGCCUGGCGCUGGACCGAGAGCGUGCCGCCCGAGGAGGUGACGCAGGAGCAUAUCGAGGCGGCCUAUCGCAUUGGGCUGGAGCCCUGCCAGCGCGGCGUGUGCAGAAGAAACUGCAGAGGAAACCCAAACUGUUUGGUUGGGAUUGGUGAACAUGUUUGGCUAGGAGAAAUUGAUGAAAAUAGCUUUCACAACAUUGAUGACCCAAACUCUGAACGGAGGAAAAAGAACGCCUUUGUAGGCCUAACAAACCUUGGAGCCACAUGCUACGUGAACACUUUCUUGCAGAUGUGGUUUCUUAACUUGGAACUUCGGCAGGCCCUUUACUUGUGUCCAAGCACCUGCAGUGAAUAUGUGACUGGUCAAGGCAUCCCAAAAGACAGAGAUUAUGAACCCCAGACAAUUUGUGAACAUCUUCAGUACUUGUUUGCGUUGUUACAGAACAGUAAUAGACGAUACAUUGAUCCCUCCGGGUUUGUUAAAGCACUAGGUUUGGAUACAGGACAACAACAGGAUGCCCAGGAAUUUUCAAAGCUAUUCAUGUCACUACUAGAGGAUACUUUGUCUAAACAAAAAAAUCCAGAUGUACGGAACAUUGUUCAAAAGCAGUUUUGUGGAGAGUAUGCAUAUGUCACUGUCUGUAACCAGUGUGGCAGGGAGUCCAAACUCAUAUCGAAAUUUUAUGAACUGGAGUUAAAUAUCCAAGGGCACAAGCAGUUGACAGACUGUAUCACAGAAUUUCUUAAGGAAGAAAAGUUAGAAGGGGACAAUCGUUACUUUUGUGAAACUUGUCAGAGUAAACAAAAUGCAACAAGGAAGAUCAGGCUGCUUAGUCUUCCAUGUACACUCAACUUGCAGCUGAUGCGUUUUGUGUUUGACAGACAAACUGGCCAUAAGAAAAAGUUGAAUACUUACAUUGGCUUUUCUGAAUUGCUUGAUAUGGAACCUUUUAUGGAACAAAAAGAUGGUGUCUAUAUAUAUGAACUUAGUGCAGUUCUUAUACACAGGGGAGUGAGUGCAUACUCUGGUCACUACAUUGCUCAUGUGAAAGACCCACAGACUGGUGAAUGGUACAAGUUUAAUGAUGAAGACAUAGAAAAGAUGGAGGGGAAGAAAUUGCAACUAGGGAUUGAGGAAGAUCUAGCAGAGCCUUCUAAGUCUCAGACUCGUAAACCCAAGUGUGGGAAAGGAACUCACUGCUCUCGAAAUGCUUACAUGUUGGUGUAUCGACUGCAAACACGGGAAAAAUCUCUAACAGCAGAAAUCCCAACUUUUCUGCAGGAGCUCGUCGAACGGGAUAACUGCAAGUUUGAAGAGUGGUGUAACGAAAUGGCAGAUAUGCGUAAACAAAGCGUGGUCAGAGGCAAAAUCAAACAUGAAGAGGUGAAGGAGCUCUACCAAAGGUUGCCUGCUGAAGCUGGUGACCUAUGCAUAUCAGAAAAUGAAAGGAGGGUUGUUUCUAAAGAAGCCUGGAAAAAGCUCAAGCAGUAUUUUCCAAAGGCCCCAGAAUUUCCAAAUAGCAAAGAAUGCUGUUCCCAGUGCAAGAUUCUGGAAAGAGAAGGAGAGGAAAAUGAAGCCCUGCAUAAGAUGAUGGCAAGUGAGCAGAAGACUGCUCUGCAGAACCUGUUCCAAGACAAAUCCAGACCAUGUCUUGGUAGCUGGCCUCAGGAGACAGAUGAGCUCUACAUUGUAUCACAGUUUUUUGUAGAAGAAUGGAGGAAAUUUGUAAGGAGGCCUACAAGAUGCAGUCCUGUAUCAUCAGUAGGAAACAGUGCUCUUCUCUGCCCACAUGGGGGCCUCAUGUUCACAUUUGCUUCCAUGACCAAAGAAGACUCUAAACUUAUAGCUCUAAUAUGGCCCAGUGAGUGGGAGGCAAUACAAAAACUGUUUGUUGUGGAUCACGUUAUCAAAAUCCUCAGAAUGCAAACUGCUGAGACGAGCCCUGAGAGCACGCUUUUCGAUUCUGAGCCCAAGCUGUGUCCAGAAUGCAGAGAAGGAUUGUUGUGCCAGCAGCAGAGGGACCUGCGUGAGUACACCCAGGCCACCAUCUAUGUACAUAAAGUGGUGGAUAAUAAAAAGGUAAUGAAGGAAGCUGCUCCAGAACUGAAUGUGAGCAGUUCAGAAGCUGAAGAGGAAAGGGAGGAAGCCAAACCAGAAGGGGAACAGGAUCCAGAUUUUAAUCAGACUAAUGGUGGUGCGAAACGACAGAAGAUAUCCCACCAGAACUACAUUGUUUAUCAAAAGCAAGGCAUCAGACGGAGCACGCGACACAGAAAAGUCAGAGGGGAAAAGGCACUACUUGUUUCUGCCAACCAGACAUUGAAAGAGCUGAAAAUACAGAUCAUGCACGCAUUUUCAGUUGCUCCGUUUGACCAGAAUUUGUCAAUCGAUGGGAAGAUACUAAAUGAUGACACUGCAACACUUGGCGCCCUUGGAGUCAUUCCAGAGUCAGUCAUUUUAUUGAAGGCUGAUGAACCAAUUGCAGAUUAUGCAGCAAUGGAUGAUGUUAUGCAAGUUUGUAUGCCUGAAGAAGGAUUUAAAGGGACUGGUCUUCUUGGACACUAAUGUUUUUUUAUAACCUCUGGCAGCAGAGAAAUGACCAGAAAGGAAGAGGAUUUUGACAUGGUAGGGCAUUAAAGCAAAGGUGGAUAUAGGACUAAACAGUUGCUUGACUCUUCCAGAAGGCAGAAACCCAUUCUGAAAUGACUGCCCCAAAUGCCUUAUGUCAAAGCAGAUUGCACUGAAGGGACAUCCUGACUUCAAGAGAGCGAUUCAGAUUUUAUAUUUAAUAAAACAGAAGUAAAAGUAUAGUAGCAGUAACAAUAUAUCAUGUUUACAGACAGAAAUUUCUAGCUGAGGAAGGGAGAGGCAUUCUAUUGUUUCCUUGCUCUGAUUUCAUACCACAGUCAUCUGUCCAUAAAGAAAUAGUAUUACAGUAGAUCAAAAACAUCUUGAUCUGUCCUAAAGUAAUUCUUUAGAGAUAAACCUGCUUACAGAUAUCCUGUCUUUGAUCCACUCUUACUCAUUCAGUACAGCAUGGAAGUGAAGAAUUUGUUAAUUGUGAAGAAUGACUAGCUUUUUCAGACUUCAUAUAUGUACCCCAAAAUGUAAACUGAUGGAAGGCUUUCACAGGCAAGACAAUGGCUCUUCAACACAGAGAUAAGGGGGAUAAGGAACUGCCUUCUCUGCUGUCUCUGGAGGCUCUAUCACACACCCAUCCUUUUGCAGUUUCACUUUCAAAUAUGAAGAUGAUCCUAACUUUAAUAAUCACAUGGUCUUUCUCUGUGAAAUGUGUUUUUAGAAAUGUUGGAUAUUUUAACAACUUUUGAUAACAUCUUCUCCAGUAUGCUACUGCCAAGAGCCAGAAAUCCAUUUCCACUCCACUGAUCAAUUCAGGAAUGUUGAAUUAAUCUUCACUAGAACAUCAGAAUCAGAUACUGAAGGGGGUGAGGUGUCAUACUUGGGGCACAUUUUUCAUGUGAAGAGAUUUUUCCUUUUGUUUUCAGGAAUGCGCUAAUUUUUCUUUUACCAUCUGUAAUUCCCAGGGAGGAUCUCUUCCUGACCCUAUUAAAUAUUAGCUGGAAAUAGCUUACCACUAAAAUAUUUAAAAGGACACUGUCAAGGUAUCUUUAAUAAUAAAGUUAAAUAUUUCCUGGUAGCUUCAUGCUCAACUGUGCUCCCUUAGCAAAAUAGCCUCUUGCUGAGUUUGGGCUUCGGCAGUGUUUUAUUAUUGUUUUUAAAUUGGCUGUUUAGAGCAGAACUACUGUAUUUAACAAUCCCAUGAGCAUUGCAGGCAGAUUUAAGGGGUCGGGUGUGGAGGGUAUAUAAAAACAUGGGCCCAGUAACCUUGAUAGUGUUCUUUUUAACAUUUACCUUUUAUCAGAAUAGUUAUAGCUCUCCUUCAUAAAAUGAUUUAACCUUUGUUCUUUUUCUCUAUACUGUUUUAAUCCAUCUUUUUCCUCCCUCCCUCCAAAACCAUUUAGGGAAGGUGGUAGGGAAUUCAGGCAGCAGGUCUGGACCAGUGAGAGUGGCAAAACAAUUGAUAUAAAAUAUCCUAUUUGGAGCAGUUGCCAAGCCAUAAAUAAUGGCUUGGAAAUGAUUCAGAAAAGGGGACUUAAAACUGAGAUUAUUUCUAAUGUAUCUUGAUUUUGUACUUCAAGAUACAGGGUUUGGAUCCAAUAAAAGGGCUGGAUCUUAGAGAGAUGAAACAGUGCAGCUGAGCAAUUUAUUCUUUCCCAAGGUAAAGACUUCAGUAAAAGUUCAAUAUGCUAUUGUUAGUGCUUGAUUAAGCAACUCUACUUCCCUUGAAAACAGGCAUGUUUGCCUGAAAGAGAUUUUAUUCUUCUUUUUAGACUGAAGCACUCACUCAUGUACAUAGCCCCUGGAAAUUUGAUAUUUUUUUCAAUUUGCUGGUUUUUGGGGGGAGGGGGGCGGGAGGCCGUUUUGUUUUUUAUUUUUGUUUUUUUGUUACUAGAGUCUCUUCCUUGAGAUUACAAUGUUCCAAAACUAAGUCUCUUAAACUUCACAGGGAAGAACUGUAAACCAUGAUGUAUAAGUAGACACAAUUACAGAGGUAAUGUAUAGAUGUACCUAAUGGCCUUGGUAUUGCUGUUUCUUACAGCUGUGCAGGGGAAACAGGUACAAGAUGUGAUCAAAGGCACAUUAACCGUUUUGUCUGUAUUUGCAAACAUAUUGGACUAAAAUUGUCAUUUGAGCUGUUGAAGCCUUAUUAAAGUGCAUACACAUGGUCUAUCUUCUCGUAUUUUAAUGUAUUGCAUAAAGCAUUUUUUUACAUUGAUCGAUUCAGAUAUCUUCUGUAAAAUUUGUAUCUUCUUUUUCUAGCGUUUCUGAGAAUUACACAGUUUGAAACUUUUUUCCUAGGAGUUGAACGUUCCAUAAAGUGGGGAGUUGACAGUUUGAUGGCAGGAUCAAUAGAUAACUUUCCUACUGGCUUUAUUUUUGUAGUAGAGUAAAAAAAA